UGCCUGUUGACACCGUGAGUUAAGGGCGCGCCGGUACGCUAUGGAUACGGCACCCCGGUGCCCACCAAGAUAAAAAGGGGCGGAAGCACCAGACGAUAAACGAGAGAUCUCUCGCCAGCGGCGGGAAGGUGGAGGAAGACGAGAGAGCCGUCGCCUUCCUUCCUUCCUUUCUCCAGAACCCCGCUUCCCUUAAUCGAUUUGUCGUUUGGCUUCUUUAGCCGACGAGGAAUCUUUUUUCGCGGGAUCCAAAUGAUCACGAUCUGUUCGUGUCGGUUUAUCUCUUAAUCCGAUCUGGGCAGGACGAGCUCGAGUUCUGGUUGAUGAAUUUGGUGAUCUUGUGAGCAGAGAAAAGAGCGUUCGAUUUGAUGAGAGCCGCGGAGAAAAUGGGAGAAGGAGAGAGGUUUCAGCUCGGAACGGUUGGGGCGCUGGGUCUUUCGGUGGUUUCGUCGGUGUCCAUCGUGAUAUGCAACAAGGCAUUGAUCAGCACGCUUGGAUUCACAUUUGCCACAACUUUGACGAGUUGGCAUUUGCUCGUGACAUUCUGCUCCCUUCAUGUGGCAUUGUGGAUGAAACUAUUUGAGCACAAGCCUUUUGAUGCACGAGCAGUUAUGGGAUUUGGCAUACUGAAUGGCAUCUCCAUUGGACUUCUAAAUCUUAGUUUGGGGUUCAAUUCUGUAGGUUUCUACCAGAUGACAAAGUUGGCAAUCAUUCCGUGUACUGUGCUUUUGGAGACCCUUUUCUUCAGGAAACGAUUCAGCAAGAGUAUCCAGGGUUCCCUUACGGUCCUUCUAAUGGGAGUUGGAAUUGCAACUGUAACAGAUUUGCAGCUUAAUGCUCUGGGUUCUGUUUUAUCGCUACUAGCCGUCAUCACAACAUGCAUCGCACAAAUUAUGACGAACACAAUCCAGAAGAGGUUCAAGGUUUCUUCAACUCAGUUGUUAUACCAGUCUUCCCCCUACCAGGCAAUGACUUUGGUCAUAACUGGCCCUUUUCUUGAUUGGCUUCUAACGGACCAAAAUGUUUUUGCCUUCAAGUAUACACCUCAAGUUCUGGUUUUCAUUAUCUUAUCUUGCUUAAUUUCUGUAUCUGUCAACUUUAGUACAUUUCUGGUAAUUGGGAAGACAUCGCCAGUCACAUACCAAGUCCUAGGACAUCUGAAAACAUGCCUGGUUUUGGCUUUUGGAUAUGUCCUGCUGCAUGAUCCAUUCAGCUGGAGAAAUAUUUUGGGCAUUCUUAUUGCUGUCAUUGGGAUGGUUCUUUACUCGUACUUCUGCAUCCAUGAAAACCAACAGAAGACGACUGAGGCAUCAACACAGUCAUCUCAGGCCGGGGAAAGUGAGUCGGAUCCUCUAUUAGCUGUUGAAAAUGGAGCUGCAAGUGUGACAGAUGGUAUCGUCUCAAAAGCCCCUGCAUGGAGCUCAAACAAGGACCUGCACGCGUAGAUAUGCUGACAAAAAAACAUUCAGCUGCUAGAUUAGCCAAACAGUUGUCCUUCAUAUGCCAUUUGCAUCGACCAAUAACGGAGGCAUCUAAGAUGACACAUUGUUGCAAUAUGAAGAUUGCCCGUAGAGAUGCUAUGAAGAUCAAGAAAAUCCCUGGAUUUGGGGCCGGUAAUAUAUGAAUAUAAAGGUGUAAUUUUUUUUUCUUUCAAAUUUUCCUUUUUAUCCUGGAAUAUGAAGUGUAUGGAAGGUCGCAUCCAUCUUCAUCUUUUAUUCUUGAUCAUUCUUCUUUUUCGCAUGUAAACGGUGUAGAUCCUAGAAUGAACAUGUUUGGUGAGUAUUGACAAUCCCUAGUGGCUGUGUAAUCUUUUUGCAAGUAUUGCUUCUGAAGAAUUGCAUUUUCAUGUUUUAA
This is a messenger RNA of Nymphaea colorata (pocket water lily), 1851 nucleotides long. Its product is annotated as UDP-xylose transporter 3-like. The coding region runs from base 366 to 1442 and encodes 358 amino acids. NCBI's taxonomy places the organism in Eukaryota, Viridiplantae, Streptophyta, Magnoliopsida, Nymphaeales, Nymphaeaceae. The transcript has 9 exons. Gene Ontology annotation, cellular component: Golgi apparatus. The record is from RefSeq and is a predicted model, not a curated record. Gene Ontology annotation, molecular function: UDP-xylose transmembrane transporter activity; antiporter activity.